AUGGAGAGCACAGCAGUGAGACUGAGUCUCAGAACCAAGUCGAGCCAGAUCGUCUUCAGCCCCGACAGCAGCCACCGCCGCAAGUCGUCCCUCGUCUCGUCCGACGACCCUCGAAUCCGGCGCCGUCGCUCCGAGUCCUACGACAAAAACACCGCGUGCUUUGUACACUCGCUGCUCAAUGGCGAGUGGAACGCGCCGCCCGGCGACGAGGAGAACGGGAACGGCGGUGGCGGCGGUGAACUCGACGAACUCGACGAACGCAACGAACCGAUCAAGAAACCUAUCGAUCUCGGCACGACCGUCAAGGACAGCGACCUGAGCGACUAUGACCGCAUCGCCGUCGUCGACUAUGCCAGCAGGCUGUCCGAGCAGACCGCGCCGGCCGUGGUGCAUUCGCGCCACUUGACAAAACGGCAGUUGUCCGAUAUGGCGUGGAAUGUGCGCAAGCUGUCCAAGCGGCUGGGCAGCAUCAAGCUGAAACUCACAGUCAAGUCGGUCUUUUUGGUGACAAAGCCCCACGACGAGUCGCUGGUGAGUUUGACGAGGGAAGUCACGCAGUGGCUGCUCAGCAAAGAGCGCGGCGCGCCAUAUACGGUUUACGUGGAGGAGUCGAUGAGGAACAAUGCCGACUUCAACGGUGACGCGCUGAUCGAAGAAGAGCCCUCGGCGCAGGGCCGGUUAAAGUACUGGAAUAGCAAACUGUCGGCCGACCGGCCGCAGAUGUUUGAUUUUGUGAUUACGCUGGGCGGCGAUGGAACCGUUCUCUACACCAGCUGGCUGUUUCAACGAAUUGUUCCGCCCGUGCUGUCCUUUUCGCUGGGCUCGCUGGGGUUUUUGACCAAAUUCGAUUUUUCAACUUACCAAGAAACGCUGACCAAGGCGUUUCGGGAUGGGGUGGCUAUCAGCCUCAGACUGAGGUUUGAAUGUACGAUUAUGAGGAGCAAUCCGCGGCGGAUAUCGGUGCUGGGACAGGACGGGAAUGUGGUCAAGAAGGAUCUCGUCGAGGAGCUGGUUGGCGAGGAGGUUGGCGAUACGCUGACGCAUACGCCGGACAAGGUGUUUGAGAUUCUGAAUGACGUGGUCGUGGACCGCGGCCCUAACCCAACAAUGUCGACGAUCGAGCUCUUCGGCGACGACGAACACUUCACCACCGUCCAAGCAGACGGCAUCUGCAUAUCCACGCCCACAGGAUCGACAGCUUACAACCUGGCUGCCGGCGGCGCCCUCUCACACCCGGAAAACCCAGUCAUCCUGGUGACGGCGAUAUGCGCGCAUACCCUGUCCUUUCGCCCGAUUAUCCUGCCAGACACGAUCGUCUUGCGCAUGGGCGUGCCGUACGACGCGCGCACAACGUCGUGGGCCAGUUUCGACGGCCGCGAGAGGGUCGAGCUGCAUCCUGGCGACUACGUGACAGUGUCGGCGUCGCGCUACCCAUUUGCCAACGUCCUGCCUGCUGGACGCCGCAGCGAGGACUGGGUGCAGAGCAUAUCGAGGACACUGAACUGGAAUUCUAGACAGCGGCAAAAGUCGUUUACCAAGUGA
Messenger RNA from Talaromyces rugulosus, 1542 nucleotides. RefSeq lists its product as uncharacterized. The transcript is spliced from 4 exons. Gene Ontology annotation, biological process: NADP+ biosynthetic process; NAD+ metabolic process. NCBI's taxonomy places the organism in Eukaryota, Fungi, Ascomycota, Eurotiomycetes, Eurotiales, Trichocomaceae. The record is from RefSeq and is a predicted model, not a curated record. Gene Ontology annotation, molecular function: NAD+ kinase activity. Bases 1 to 1542 code for a protein of 513 amino acids.